AUCGUGACGGUCGAGGCGGAUGAGAUCAGGGCCUGGUGUGCAGUGCGCGAAAGUACGGUGCGAAGUAGACUCAUGGGAUCCCAGUGAGGAAUCCGUGCGCGUCCAACUGAAGCCCCGUCCGUGAAAUCGAAACUCGACGAACCUUGACGAGGCGAGCGACCAAGAAAACUUCGUGAUCUCCGUUCUACCGUGUGUUAUCUGGACACAGGAGAAACACCGAAAUUCAAACAGCGAGGAAACCUGAAAAAACAUUCAAGACAGAACUCAUUCAGGAGAGGUCGAAGCGUGGCUCGAUGUGACUGGUUUUUAGUUCAAAUUUGCGACGAGGCGACUCCCUGACGGAGUUAAGGACGACGUGAAUGAGAGGAGGACAUGAACUACUCGCAAGGGAAGGGACGGCUUUACCCGGCCUACAGCCUGAGCGGCAGCGAGGGCGAGGAUAAUUCAUUGGGUGUACAACGCGGUGGUGGUGGCCGUGGCGUUGGUUAUCCCCAAAAUAAUCACCAAACCGCUCAGUCCCAACACAAUCACUACAAUUCGAGUCAGCACAGCAAGCAACGAGCCUACCAGCAACAACAGCAGCAACAGCAACAACUACAACUACAGCAACAACAUCCGCUCUAUCACGUUCCUGGGAGCGGCGCGGGGCUGAGUGAUACGCCUACUUCCGGCAACGCUUCGGACGAAACUCUUACUGACAGCGAGUUGACCAACCUUGCCAGGGACUCGACUCUUCUAGUUCAUAACGGGUGUUUAUUGGACAACACGGCACCACGGGGACCGCCCGAUGUGCCACCCCGAAAUCCUACAAUGAGCCGUAUCAACGGAAGACUGCCAGGAAGUCACGGAGCCAGUGAUCCCGAUCGCGAUCCCGAUCUCGAACCAUCCUGUCUGGUGCGCACACCAUCUGGCAAUUUCUACAAUAUUGGAAAAAUACCGAAGAAUGAUUACAACAACAAGAACCCAUCGACGGGCAACAGUCCAAUAAAGGUCGAACUCCAGAACAACAUGGACAGAGUUACUUUGCCUUACGGGCACACCCCAUCGAUGAUCCCCAUGAGAAGACAGAGCAUACGAUGCCACUUUGGCAAAGGAAUGGUCUGGUGCAGCUGGAAACAAAUCGCCAUUGUGGUAACCAUGGUCUCGCUCUGCUUGGGCGCAGCCCUCAUUUACGUCGCCGCCUCAAAUAUAAUGAACUGGUCGUAUCAACGAACCAAGGCGUGCACAGUGCUAGUAGGCGAGAAUGCGGACGCGAAAUUGGCAGGAUCCGAGGCGAACAAAACGUCGACGUCGUUGACGUCGGGCUCCUCCUCGUCGGGUGGCAGGACGCGUCAGCAAUCGUCUUCAGGAGGUAGGAAACGUACUGAUGAGGAGUUAGACAACGUAUUUUUGCGCAAACGUAGAGACACUGUUAACCAGCAUGCCCAAGUGUUGCACCAAACAAAAAUGACUAGUUAUAAUCCGAGUGACGUCACGGAGAAGAUCGUCAGUAUUGAUGAUGCGUCUGAAAGCCCCGGCGACGAUAAUCCGCAUGACAAGGUUCUUAAGGUUGGUUUGCAUGUCGUGGAUCCUGUUGAUUAUUCGCAAGCGAAAAUCAAUGCUCCUGGAAUCUUUAGCAUCGGUGAUAACAAUGAACUGGAAACUGAACAACUAACUCGGGAACAUUCGCCUACGUUCUUACCUGAAUCUCCCUCGUCUUUUUCUUCUCAUUUUCCUUCAUCUUCUUCUGCGACUUCCUCAUUUCCUUUUUCUUCGUCUUCUUCGUCUUCUUCUCUGCCCUCGACUCAACUUUCCUUCUCAAGUUCCAUGGGCUCAUCGACCCCACUGAAUCAGGAGGAAACUCACUCGACCACGCCGUCGCGAGUCCUCGUUGAUCUCGAAACGUCAACGAAGGAAGGGACGACGUUACUGACGAUGGAAGACAACGGCGUAAAGUCAUUUUCUAGUAAUCCUGAUCCCAUCGAUGAAUUUGCUCCCGUGGAUAUUGCGACAAAAACGAAAGGCAAUCUCGAUGAGAUUCGAACUGAUAAAGACUCGAACGAGGACUCGUUGGAAUUGCUGCCGGAAAUGUAUCUCAGAGACGCCGAAAUUCCAAGGGCUGAAGAACUUGGAUGGAGCGACGAAAAUAUCUCGACUGGUGAGCAUAAUUCGGUAACCUCGUCGUCAUCAGAGCCUUCUCAGGCAGAUGAAGUUUCCUCGAUGACCAAUGAGGAGGCAGCCUCGAGUGCAGAACCGAACACGUCCGAGCAAACUACGAGUUCCAAAAAAUCUUCUGAUCCUGACGUCCAAAUGGAGAAUUCAACAUCAAACAUUUUGAAAAUAGUUCGAGAGCUCUCGAACGAGGACCAAUCGAUGGAAGUAGCGAACGCGGACGCUCCUCCGGUCUUGGAGACGAGCGCGAAGUCGGCAGAAAAGCCUCAAGGAGAUUAUCCACUGUUGUACAACUACGAGGAGGUAGAAAUAGUUAAAUUGAAUCACGAAAAGUCGAUGACCGGUUCUAAAUCGAUUUAUAACAGUGUCGACCUUGAUACGUUGCCAAGGUCAACGGGAAUGAACAACGAAGUGAGAGCGGUAGAAUUCGAAGCGGAAACGAUGGAGGAGAACUUGGAGGAGAGGUCGAAGGAGGACCUCCGGGUGAUCAUGAGAGAAGGAACGGACGAGGAAUUCCUCCGAGAAUUCGAGCGACGUUUCAGCCACAAGAGCAGGCAAUUCCUUUCAUCGUCAUCAACAACAUCCCCGUCAUCAUUUUCUCCAGAAAUCGAUGGGAAAGCGUCGUUGCAUGAAGGUCACGCCCCGGGUUCUCCCAAUAAUGCAGAGUCUAACAGUGCGAGCUUAACGAACGUCCAAAUGAUAGAAAUCCCGAUGGUCCCCGAGGCCAAAGGUCGAAACGAGGCUGCGAUCCGUCACGAUUCUCGUAGAGUUCUCGUAAACGUGACGAUUUCGACGGAAGACUCGUCCUCGUCGACGGGAACUCGAGCACUUUACGUCCUCUCGGUAUCGGUGCCCGGUGGCAACGGUUCACCUUCGAAUGACCUUUCACCUCACGUCAGCGUCGAGCCUGCUCCCAAGCUCCAAGACAUACCCGAGCCCGACAAGGUUAAUUUGACUUUGGGAACGUCCUCCCGAGCCAUGCCGUAUAAAAUAUUGGAGGCACCCUUGCCACCGCCUCCCCAGCCGCCCGCAUCACCGCCGCCCCCUUUAUGGGGCGGCGGCGAAUGCGAGUGCUCGUGCCCAUGCAUGGAAUCGUCCUCCGACGAAUGGGACAGCUUCUCGACUAACCAACGAGCCCCUAACGUCCUUGAAAUUCUCGACAACGAGUUUCACCUCUCUCAGGACCUUAAUGAAAUUUCUUCUCAAAAAGAUACAACCAUUUUCGAGAACCCGAAUUUCGAGCAUCGCCAGGAUUUAUCCACCACUCCUGACCAAGGUUUGUCCGAUUUUUUUACGAGCACCGAAAUUUCCGAGGGUUUUAACGACACGAACGUGGAUACGAGGAACCCAACGCCAACCGUUUAUGUCGACGCAACCACCAGCGAGAACGAGACUGUCUGGUGCUCGAACACUACCCCACUUCCCCCUGAGCCCACUAUACUUAUUCUCGAAGGCGCAAGAACGUUUCCUGCGAGAUCUUUCCCACCGGAUGGCACAACCUUUGCUCAAGUCGGUCUCGGCCAAAGGUUGAGCAAGGAAAUUCCUCCCUACAGUUAUUGGAACAUGCAGUUCUAUCAAUCCGAGCCUGCAUACGUACGUUUCGAUUACAAUAUUCCACGUGGUGCGAGUAUCGGUGUCUACGCGAGAAGAAACGCUCUACCGACUCACACGCAAUACGAUCUUCUCGAAGUCCUCAGCGGAUUCAAGGCUCGAACAACCAGGGCGUCCCAUCCGUCAAUAAAAAAGGAAGUGACGCAUUACAUGGAGCCAGGCCACUGGUUUUUGUCGCUGUACAAUGACGACGGUGAUCCCCAGGAGGUCGCGUUCAUCGCCGUCAUCGCUGAAGACAUGACGCACAACUGUCCGAACGGUUGCAGCGGCAAAGGCGAAUGUUUGCUUGGCCAUUGUCAGUGUAACCCGGGUUUCGGCGGGGAGGAUUGCAGCGAGAGCGUUUGUCCAGUGCUCUGUAGCCAACGCGGCGAAUACAUCAACGGCGAAUGCCAGUGUAACCCAGGAUGGAAGGGUAAAGAAUGCUCGUUGCGUCACGACGAAUGCGAAGUCCCUGAUUGCAACGGUCACGGUCAUUGCACCAAUGGAAAAUGCAAUUGUGUCCGUGGCUACAAAGGAAAAUUCUGCGAGGAAGCCGACUGUCCUCAUCCGACUUGCUCCGGCCAUGGUUUUUGUGCCGAAGGUACCUGCAUAUGUAAAAAGGGCUGGAAGGGCGCUGACUGCAGCACAAUGGACAAGGAGGCCCUCCAAUGCUUGCCUGACUGCAGUGGACACGGAAAUUUUGAUCUCGAGUCACAAACUUGCCACUGUGAACCCAUGUGGUCCGGGGAUGAUUGCUCCAAGGAGCUUUGUGAUUUGGAUUGCGGUCCUCACGGUCAUUGCGUCGAUAACGCCUGCGAUUGUUUGCCCGGUUGGUCCGGCGACCUCUGCAACUUGAAACAGUGCGAUCCGCGUUGCAACGAGCAUGGCCAAUGUAAAAAUGGUACGUGCUUGUGCGUGAGUGGCUGGAACGGACGUCACUGCACGAUGGAGGGUUGCCCGAAUUCUUGCUCCGGGCAUGGACAAUGCAAAGGUAACGCGGACGAACAGUGGGAAUGUCGAUGCUACGAUGGCUGGGAUGGAAAGGACUGCAGCGUUCUUCUCGAGCAGAACUGCAACGACGGAAGGGACAAUGACAAAGACGGUCUCGUGGACUGUGCGGAUCCGGAGUGUUGCGCUAAUCACGCCUGUCGGAGCAGCCAACUUUGCGUCUCCGCACCGAAACCGAUUGACAUUUUAUUGCGAAAACAACCACCAGCGAUAACGGCCUCGUUUUUCGAGAGAAUGAAAUUUUUGAUUGACGAAGGUAGUCUCCAAAAUUACGCUCGCCAAGAGACUUUCAACGAGAGUGUGUUCUGGAAUCACUUCAACACAAGUCGUUCGGCCGUUGUUCGUGGACGCGUGGUGACGUCAUUGGGUACCGGUCUGAUGGGCGUAAGGGUCAGUACGAGUACGCCUCUCGAGGGAUUCACCCUGACGAGAGACGACGGCUGGUUCGAUCUCCUCGUUAAUGGCGGCGGAGCGGUCACCUUGCAAUUUGGCAGAUCGCCUUUCAAGCCCCAGAGCCAUAUCGUGUUCGUGCCUUGGAACGAGGUUGUAAUAAUCGACAGAAUAGUUAUGAGCACGGUGGACGAAAAAGCGCCAAUUCACAUACCGCACGCGUGUGCAGCGCACGACUACGAUUUGAUGAAGCCGGUCGUGUUGGCAACAUGGAAGCACGGUUUCCAAGGUGCUUGUCCUGACAAAAGUGCGAUUCUCGCGGAGUCGCAAGUUAUACAGGAGAGUUUACAGAUACCGGGAACCGGUUUGAACUUGGUUUAUCACAGCUCACGAGCAGCCGGCUAUUUAUCAACGAUACAAUUGCAAUUGACACCUGAGACGAUACCACCAACGUUGAACCUUAUCCACUUGAGGAUAACGAUCGAGGGGAUACUCUUCGAGAAAACUUUUGAGGCAGAUCCGGUGAUCAAAUUCACUUACGCUUGGAAUCGUUUGAACGUCUAUCGCCAGCGAGUUUAUGGGGUAACCACAGCAAUGGUGAAGGUUGGUUACGAGUACAGCGAUUGCAAGGACGUAAUCUGGGACGUCCAGACGACCAAGCUGAGCGGCCAUGACAUGUCGAUAUCCGAAGUUGGUGGUUGGAAUCUUGACAUUCAUCAUCGUUACAAUUUCCACGAAGGCAUAUUGCAAAAAGGUGACGGUUCGAAUAUCUACCUCAAGCACAAACCACGCGUCAUUCUGACCACCAUGGGGGAUGGGCACCAGCGACCUCUCGACUGUUUCGACUGCGACGGGCAAGCUUCCAAACAGAGAUUAUUGGCGCCAGUCGCACUCGCCACAUCCGCUGAUGGGUCCAUCUUCGUUGGGGACUUCAACCUCGUGAGGAAAAUCCUUGUCGACGGGACCGUCAAAACGGUCGUUCGUCUCAAUGCGACCAGAGUCUCGUACCGGUAUCACAUCGCCCUGAGCCCCCUGGACGGUGUCCUGUACAUUUCGGACCCGGAAUCGCAUCAGAUCAUUCGCGUCCGCGACACGAACGAUUAUUCGGACCCGGAGCACAAUUGGGAAACGAUAGUAGGCUCGGGUGAACGUUGUUUGCCCGGAGACGAGGCCCACUGUGGCGACGGCGCAUUGGCUCGCGACGCCAAGUUGGCGUAUCCGAAAGGCGUCGCUGUUUCGGCCGACAACGUGCUCUACUUUGCGGACGGCACUAAUAUCCGUAUGGUUGAUCGUGACGGGAUAAUAACUACGGUGAUCGGUAACCACAUGCACAAGUCCCACUGGAAGCCAAUUCCUUGUGAAGGGACUCUCAAUGUCGAGGAGGUUCAUUUACGCUGGCCGACAGAGCUGGCGAUAAAUCCCCUCGACAAUUCUCUUCACAUGAUCGACGACCACAUGGUACUCCAGCUGGCACCGGACGGCCGCGUCAAAGUGGUAGCCGGACGUCCCCUGCACUGUGCGAGUCCCUCCUCGACCUUCGACACGGAAUUGGCGACGCACGCGACGUUAGUAAUGCCCCAGAGCAUCGCGUUCGGACCAUCGGGCAACCUCUACAUCGCUGAGAGCGAUUCCCAAAGGAUAAAUCGAGUUCGGGUGAUCGGUACGGACGGAAAAAUCUCUCCGUACGCCGGCGCCGAAUCCAAGUGCAAUUGUCUGGAACGUGGCUGCGACUGUUUCGAUGCCGAUCAUUAUCUGGCCUCGACUUCAAAGUUCAAUACGAUCUCAGCCGUCGCCGUAUCGCCCGACGGCGUCGUUCACAUCGGCGACCAGGCCAAUUACCGCAUCAGAUCGGUAAUGGCGAGUAUACCGGAUGCGAGUGGCGCCAGAGAGUACGAAAUUUACUCGCCCGACACUCAGGAAAUCUACGUGUUCAAUCGAUUCGGCCAGCACAUCGCUACCAAAAACAUUCUUACGGGCGACACCUUCUACCUGUUCACGUACAACGUCAACACCAGCAACGGCAAGCUGUCGACGGUCACCGAUGCCGCAGGCAACAAAGUAUUUUUGUUGAGGGACUACAGCAGCCAAGUAAACUCGAUCGAAAACACCAAGGGACAAAAGUGCCGAUUGCGCAUGUCCCGUAUGAAGAUGUUGCACGAACUGAGCACCCCGGACAAUUACAACGUGACCUUCGAUUACCACGGACCAACUGGGCUAUUGAAAACCAAAUUGGACAGCACGGGACGCAGUUACGUCUACAACUACGACGAGUUCGGUAGAUUGACCAGUGCAGUUACACCCACUGGCAAAGUCAUAAGCCUGACUUUCGACCUUAGCCUGAAAGGAGCCACCGUGAAGGUCGGUCAAAACAACAGAAAACCCGUUUCCAUGUUGAUCAAGGGUUCCUCGGUCGUCACGAAGAUCGGCGAUGCUGAACAACGGACUACGGUUAUGGGUGACGGUUCUGUGGGCCGCGUGACACCCUGGGCUCAUACGGUUAGUACGGACACGAUGCCGUACGCCAUCCUGGCCGAGAUCGAGCCACUGCUGGGCGAAAGUUAUCCCGUCCCAGCUAAGCAACGGACGGAGAUCGCCGGCGAUCUCGCAAACCGAUUUGAGUGGAGAUAUUUCCUGCGGAAGGUUCAAGGCAACAAAAACCGUGGCAACGCCAAAGCGAUAGCUCAAGUCGGCAGGAAACUCCGGGUCAACGGUGACGUUUUGCUGUCGUUAGAAUACGACCGUGAAACCAACACGGUCGCUGUCUUCAUCGAUGAUCGAGUGGAACUUCUGAACGUGACCUAUGACAGGAACGCCCGACCCGUCAAGUGGGGACCGCGGGAUGGAAUCUUCGCCGGAGUUGAACUCGAGUACGAUCGGUUUAGCAGACUGACCAGCUGGACCUGGGGUGACAUUAGCGAAACUUACGGCUUCGACCGAGCUGGAAGAUUGUAUGAGAUCAAGUACAGCGACGGAACGUCAAUGAUCUAUGCCUUCAAGGACAUGUUCAGUAGUCUUCCCCUCAAAGUCACUACUCCACGCGGCAGCGAUUAUCUCCUGCAGUACGACGAAGCCGGAGCUCUCCAAUCGUUGACAACGCCGAGGGGCCACAUUCACGCCUUCUCUCUCCAAACUUCUCUCGGUUUCUACAAGUACCAAUAUUACUCCCCGAUGAAUCGUCAUCCGUACGAAAUCCUUUACAACGACGACGGGCAAAUCCUUGCCAAGGUUUAUCCUCACCAAAGCGGCAAAGUUGCCUACGUUUACGAUCACACCGGCAAACUGGAAACGACGUUGGCCGGACUUUCCUCGAUCCAUUACACCUACCAAGAGACUACUAGCCUCGUGCGCAGCAUCGACAUCAAUGAGCCUAAUUUCGAGAUGAGAAUCGAGUACAAAUAUCACGCUGGCAUCGUCAAGGACGAGAAGAUCAAAUUCGGCAGCAAGAGCGGAAUGGCAAACGCCCACUAUCGUUACCAGUACGACGGUAACGCUCGCAUAUCCGGCAUCGAAGUUGACAUCAAUGGGAAACAACUGCCGCAAUUGCGAUUGAAGUACAAUCAGAAUUUGGGAGUGUUGGAGGGCGUCGGUGACCUGAGAAUUUAUCGUAACACUUUCAACCGGUCGGUCAUGCAGGACAGCAGUAAACAAUUCUUCACCGUCACCGAUUACGACGAGCACGGCCGCGUCAAAACUGUUCUGACCAAUAUCCGAUCCGUCGACGUUUUCCGCAUGGAACUCGAGUACGACAAUAGAAAUCGCAUAAAAAUGCGCAAAUUAACGAUCGGCAAAGAACCCAUGGAGAAGAAAGAGUGGUCCAGAAUGGACAAAAUCACUUACAAUGCCGACGGGCACGUUCUCGAAGUUGCCGACACCGAUAACAAUUGGCAGUACGCCUACGAUGAGAAUGGCAACGUCAUCGGUGUGACCGAACACACUGAAAAAAUAACUCUUGGCUACGACAGCGGUGAUCGGGUCGUUCAGUACGGCGACGUCGAAUUCAACUCCUACGAUGGCAGAGGAUUCGUUGUUAUUCGUGGUGAACACAAAUACAGGUACAACUCACGUGGCCAACUGAUCCACGCAUCCGAACACAAGAAAUUCCAGAUCUGGUACUUUUACGACGACCGUGGACGCCUGGUAUCCUGGAACGACGACAGGGAAAAUAUAACACAAUUCUUUUACGCCAAUCCAAGAACGCCGGAUCUGAUAACUCACGUGCACUUCCCGAAAUCAUCGAAAACGUUCCGGUUCCUGUACGACUCGAGGGACUACCUGAUGACAGUGGAAACGUCGGAACAGCGUUUCUACGUGGCGACCGACCAGAACGGCUCACCGUUGGCACUCUUCGACACGAAUGGCAACCUCGUGAAAGAGAUGCGCCGUACGCCCUUCGGAAAAAUAAUCAAAGACACCAAUCCUGAUUUCUACUUGCCGAUCGACUUCCACGGUGGUCUUUUCGAUCCUAACACCAAGCUCGUUUACUUGAACAAACGCCUGUACGAUCCUACGGUUGGCCAAUGGAUGACGCCGGCCUGGGAGCAAAUGGCGAACGAAUUGACGACGCCUACGGACAUAUUUAUAUAUCGUUUCCGCAAUAACGAUCCAAUAAAUAUCCGACAGAACGUUGAAUACAUGACCGAUUUGACGAGCUGGUUGAAGCUCUACGGCUACGACAUCGACUCGAUGUUGGGUUCCGAAUACACGAAGCGGAUGGUUUAUCAACCGAGCGCGACGAUAACCUCGCCGCAGUUGACACCGGACUUUGGAGUCAUGUCAGGCUUGCAGUGCAUCGUUGAUCGAGUACACGAGAAAUUCUCAGAUCUUGGUUUCGUGCCUAAGCCUCUGUUAAAAUUGGAGCCGAAAACGCGUAAUUUGUUGCCGAGAGUGGCCCACAGACGGGCAGUUUUCGGCGAGGGUAUAUUAGUUUCGAGGGUCGGAGGUCGUGCUCUGGUGAGCGUUGUCGAUGGGGUCAACAACGUAGUCCAAGACGUCGUAACUUCUGUCUUCAACAAUUCGUACUUCUUGCCUCUCCACUUCAGCGUACACGAUCAGGACGUAUUUUACUUCGUGAAGGACAAUGCCCUCAAAAUACGCGAUGAUAUGGACGAGCUUCGUCGUCUGGGCAGCAUGUUCAACGUUUCGACCCACGAGACGACCGAGCAUGGCGCUGGCACGUGGAAAGAAUUGAGGCUUCAUAAUCCCGAUGCCGCUGUAGUUAUAAAAUACGGGGCUGAUCCGGAGCAGGAGCGACAUCGAAUCCUGAAACACGCUCACAAGAGGGCGGUCGAACGAGCCUGGGAGAUUGAGAAGCAAUUGGUAAUGGCGGGUUUCCAGGGUCGCGGUGAUUGGUCGAAAGAGGAAAAAGACGAGUUGAUCGCUCGCGGUACCGUCGUCGGUUACGAGGGUGUCGACAUCCACAGCGUACACAGGUAUCCACAAUUAGCGGAUGAUCCCGGCAACGUCGCGUUCACGCGGGACACUAAACGCAAGAGACGUAAAUCGGGUAAUCGACGCAACAGAAUACACAGGCACGAUUCGUGAUGCGACCGUUGCCACGGAUCAUCUGCAACGACCGUCGUCUCGACCAAGUCCAAAGUCGUCGAUACAACUCGACGAGACAACAACAACGACAACGACGACGACGACGACAACGAUGACGAGUACACGUCACGUACAAUCGCGCCGACGAGAGAGACGAGUGUGCAGAGAGUGGCCGAUACGACGACUGUGGCGCUGACUACCCUGGCGCCAUCGACGGUGGCGUCCUUAACUAGCAGCGUUCAAACGACCGCGAAAAAUCAAUACGUUGAUGGGAAAAACGUUUCUUCUUGAAAUGUUUUUUUCCCCAUAACGAACAAUGCAACUUUUGAGAUUCCACCUCUCGAGUAGAGCUCAAUCUCAAUUUAUGUUUUCGUUUUGUAUCCACGAGUGCCCUCGUUUCGUCGUCGAAUCGAUCGCCUAAUCAUUUUCUGUAUUAUAGACCUUAUUUUUGUCCGCUCCGUUUCUCUCUUCUGUUGUUUAUUUUAUUAGUCUCUUUCUUAAUAUUUUUGUUAUUUCUUUUGACUCUAUAAGACUCUUUCUCUCUUUCAACUUCUGCAAGUGCUUUGUUGUACGUGACCAGAGUCUCGUUGUUUAAUACGGCAGUGAUGAUCGGUGUAAUUAUCGGACGAGUGAUCCGUGAAGUGUCAAAAUUAUAAGCUAGUCGCGAUAUAUAUUUACAAUACGAAAAGUAUAAAGCUUGUUACAAGGUGAUUAUUUUAUAGAUGACGAAUUAUGAACUCUCGGGUCUAAUUACGCGGAGAUUUCAGAUAUGUAAUUAAUGAACAAUACAUGUGAGAAUAAAUGUCGAGGAUGUCGAGUGUGUCCUUUGUAUGUCUGGGUUGCGCUGAGCGUAGAGACUGAACGAGAAAAGAGGACGAUGAAUUGUUUUUUUUUUUUGUUUUUUUUUUCCAACGAUCUCACCACGAAGUAGUUGGGGGGAAAAAAAAUGUAAGAAUCGCCUGCAAAAAUGCAUUGAGUGCUCGGUGAUAUUUGACGCAUCAACAGGGUCUAAGGACGCGUGUACGUAAAUUUAAAAAAACUGCGAAUAGGCAGGUGGGGGGGGGAGAGACGAGCGAAGGGUUGGAAAAAUAUACAGGCGAUCAUUCGCAGCGAGCGAUUCCGUCUGUGUUUACAUGACGCCCACAUUGCUGUUUUGCUUUUCUUAUUCUUUUUUUUCUCUCCGAAAUCCACGCAAACGCGUGUACGUCCAACGUAACUGAUAGUGAAAAAAAGAGGUGGGAGAAGCUGAGAAAAAUUGCAAAAGAGCGUCGUCUCGCGCAUUCUUUUCGAAAUGAGGAAUGAGGAAAAAAAUAAAAUAAUAAACAAACGAGAAAUUAAAUUAAGAAUGUGGGGUGCGCGGUGAUGAGCUGCGAAUAGAAGCAAAUAUACACACACACACACACACACACAAAAAGGAAUAUUUUUAACAUAACUCAAUGAAUCGAGGGAGAAUCUCGAUUUUUUUUGUAAAUAUCAACUUAAUCUAUACAUAUAUAUAAAUUAAAACGGUCAUAAUUGUAGAUAAUAUUGUAACACGAAAUAUCGAUGAGGUGGAAAAACAAAAUAUAUAUAUAAAUAUCCGACAGGGAUGCAUGAACAUCACUCGACGAUAUCGCUUUUUUAUAUGUAUACACCAUUUACCAGCGCCAUGCUCGGACACAUAAACGGUAAUGAACGUAAUUACAGCGAGUUAUUAGAGAAUCAAAUAAAAUGAACAAAAAUUACAACAGCAAAUGCAAAAUUCAUGUACACCGGAGAAUAAACUGGAUGAAUGAAUGGAACGAGAAACUAUAAUUGUAGCAUCCAAUGAUACAUGUACUUGAGCUGCACGCACAUGUAUGUGUAUAUACGAGUAUACAUGAACGAGUGCGCAGUUUGGAUAAGAAAAAAAAAUGUCGAAAUUGCCACGAAGACCGGAUAAUUCAAGAAAAUUGUGAAACUAAGAUUGUUUUUUUUUUCUUUCAAAUACUCUUGAAAAACGCUGGAACUGAUGAAAAUUUCACAAUUUCUCAUUCAAAUUUCACGAGGCUCUCUUCGGAGAAUUUUGCAAUUUUUUUUUCUUUUUCACUGCGUGUACGAGACAAAUCGUUGUUUGCGAAGUCUAUAGCGCGCGCGCGCGCGCGCGAAUGAAAUGUUGCACAAGCAAUGAUAUAUAUACGUAUAUAUAAAUAAAAUAAAAUAAGCCCCGAUGAAGAAAAAAAAGGAAAAAAAAAUAAACAACAACAAAUCUUGCAACUCGAGAAAUCGAUGCAGGAUUAUCGUUCAUUCGUGGUCGAUUAGUUCAUAAGUCGCGAAAGAAAAACAACUUUUCUCUCGUUAUGUCAUAGACACUUGUAAAUAUUAGCAAUAACGAUAAUAAUAAAAAGUUCAUUUAGAUAAUGAAAGAAAAGAACAAAAAAGAAAAACUGUGUCGUAUCUAAUGCGAGAAGUUUGAUGGAGUAGCAUCGAAGACGAAGGAGAACAACGAUGAUGCAAUGGAUGUUGCAAAAUUUGUUGGGAAAGCUCGGAUGAUGGGGAGCUGAGGAGAGCUGAGAAAUUCGUGUAUUCAAUUAUGAUCGCGGCCCCGAUCGUUAGCAAACAAAUUCAAAAAACAACACACCAAAAAUAUCCGAAAGGAUUAAUGACGAAAUUAAUAAGAGAAAAAAAGAGAGAGAGAGAGAGAGAGAGAGAUGGAAAAAAAUGAGGAAAAUUAAUGAUAAAAUUAAUAACGACAGUAAUAAAAAUAUUGAUAAUGAUAUUAAUAAUCAUAAUAAUAAUAGUAAUAUGCCCCGCCUAUCUUUCUACUGAAGAAAAAAAAAACAAUGAGAGGAGAAAAAAGAAGCAAAUUAUUUUUUAAAUUGUGUCGUCAAAAGAAAAAACGUAAGCCCAACGUCCCCAUUUCCCUUCCCCCAAUCCCUGGUCCCAAACUUUCCCGACUGUUACCCAAUAAUGGAGUAAAUCGUAAAGAAAAAAAAAAAAAAAAAAAAA
Molecule: messenger RNA, 13647 nt
Organism: Venturia canescens
Lineage: Eukaryota; Metazoa; Arthropoda; Insecta; Hymenoptera; Ichneumonidae
Gene: Ten-m
Product: teneurin transmembrane protein Ten-m
Exons: 16
Coding region: 373-10680 (3435 amino acids)
Biological process (GO): motor neuron axon guidance
Source: RefSeq, a predicted model, not a curated record